Camelina sativa (false flax) is the source of this 1464-nucleotide messenger RNA. Its product is annotated as protein MIZU-KUSSEI 1. NCBI's taxonomy places the organism in Eukaryota, Viridiplantae, Streptophyta, Magnoliopsida, Brassicales, Brassicaceae. Gene Ontology annotation, biological process: hydrotropism. The record is from RefSeq and is a predicted model, not a curated record.
CAAUGAUAGGCAAUAAAUAACAUAAUCGCACAUCUAUAUGCUUUUUAAAAAAUAUUCAUGUAAAAUGUGUAUAAAUACACACAGAAAUCGGCCACACCUCUUUGAACACUCAUCAUCACUUUGGUCGGCCGCUUUCUUCCUUACUCCUUCCUCAAAUAUCUCGACACAUUUACCAAAAUAUAACAUCCCUCUUAACUUCUAAUAAGUGGAUCGAUUUAUCGAGACAUAAGAAUGGUGCAGUACCAAGAACUCGCUCUUCAGAGAAGCUUCAGCUGCGACACAAGAAAGAUCAAUCCCGCAACUUCUCCGGCGCGUGGUUCACACGGACGUUCACCGUCCUCUUCCUCUUUGAUACCAACCAUCCCUGAACACGAACUCUUCCUCGUCCCUUGCCGGAGAUGCUCCUCCGUCUCCCUUUCCUCUUCUUCAUCCUCGUCAUCCUCUAGGAAUAUCGGGAAACUCCAGUUGAAGCUUUCUUCGUUCUUGCGUUCUCUCAUCAACGUCAUCAACAUUCCCGCAUGCAAAUUCCUUUCUCUUCCUUCUCCGCCGUCUUCUUCUUCCGGGGUUUCUAACCAACUCAUCUCACUCGUCACCGGUGGAUCCUCUUCUCUCGGGAGAAGAGUCACCGGGACUCUGUAUGGACAUAGAAGAGGCCACGUCACGUUUUCCGUCCAAUACGAUCCGAGGUCCGACCCGGUCUUGCUUCUUGACCUAGCCAUGUCAACGGCAACUCUCGUCAAAGAGAUGUCGUCCGGACUCGUCAGGAUCGCUCUGGAGUGCGAGAAGCGUCAUAGACCGGGGACAAAGCUUUUCCAAGAACCCAAAUGGACGAUGUAUUGCAACGGGAGGAAGUGUGGAUACGCCGUGUCCCGUGGUGGCGCGUGUACUGAUUCGGAUUGGCGCGUGCUGAACACGGUCUCUAGGGUUACAGUUGGAGCAGGAGUGAUUCCCACGCCAAAGAGUAUAGAUGACGUGUCCGGUGUUGGAAGUGGAACGGAUCUUGGGGAGUUGCUGUAUAUGAGAGGCAGGUUUGAAAGAGUCGUGGGGAGCCGUGACUCGGAGGCGUUCUACAUGAUGAACCCGGACAAAAACGGAGGUCCAGAACUCAGUAUUUUUCUUCUUAGAAUAUAAUAAUACGAAAAUGUCUUCUUAAAAAAUAAUUUAUUGACUUUUUAAAAAAUUUGAAAAUGUCUUAAGUGACGUAUUAUAAUAUAGUGAAUGAAUGCAAUGUUGUGUCAUGAAAUAUAUGUAAUCGAUAGUGAUACAAAACUAUAUACAAGGAAGAGAGAGGGCCUAGGAGGGUAUCAUAGUUUUUUUCUUCUUCUAAUUGUUUUAUAUGAUAUGUGGUACUUUUUUUUUUUUUUUGUAUUAUAAGGAUGUGAUUAUAAGUUUGUGGUUGCUUAUAUGCAAGGCAUGAAGAUCCCCACAUGGUCCGUCAUGAUUAAUGCCAAUUUAAGAUUCCUA